Vigna angularis (adzuki bean) is the source of this 1083-nucleotide messenger RNA. Its product is annotated as OVARIAN TUMOR DOMAIN-containing deubiquitinating enzyme 2. Gene Ontology annotation, molecular function: cysteine-type deubiquitinase activity. NCBI's taxonomy places the organism in Eukaryota, Viridiplantae, Streptophyta, Magnoliopsida, Fabales, Fabaceae. Gene Ontology annotation, cellular component: cytosol; nucleus. The transcript has 9 exons. Gene Ontology annotation, biological process: endoplasmic reticulum unfolded protein response; protein deubiquitination. The coding region runs from base 312 to 938 and encodes 208 amino acids. The record is from RefSeq and is a predicted model, not a curated record.
CCUUUGCUUGCUAGGUGUUGGCCAUGGAAGAGAGUGGGGCAUGUUCAGGAAAAGGACGGUGCCAUGGCAUCUGAAUCCAAAUGCUGAUAACCACCGUUACCCCUUUUUUUCACUUUAAAGAUCAAACCUUUUUCUUUUCAAAUACCAAACCCAACCAACGCACAAACCCACCUUAACAAGCUUUAGUUUUCUUGGUCCGUAUUCUUCUUCUUCUUCUUUAAUCCAUUCCCUUUUCAUUCUCCAUACCAUAGAUCUUCAUUUUCCAAUUCCAAACAAUUUCCGUUUGCUGGUGGUUGUCUACAAUCUGCGUCAUGGAAGGUGUUAUUGUGAGAAGAGUUAUUCCUUCAGAUAACAGUUGUCUGUUCAAUGCAGUUGGAUAUGUAAUGGAUCAUGACAAGAAGAAAGCCCCUGAGUUGCGACAGGUUAUAGCUGCAACAGUGGCAAGUGAUCCACAGAAAUAUUGUGAAGCAUUUCUUGGGAAGCCAAAUGCAGAAUAUUGUAACUGGAUUCUUGACUCAGAGAAGUGGGGAGGUGCAAUCGAACUUGCAAUAUUAGCAGAUUAUUAUGGACGUGAAAUUGCAGCAUAUGAUAUCCAGACAACUCGAUGUGAUUUGUAUGGUCAGGAAAGUAACUACUCUGAAAGAGUGAUGCUAAUUUAUGACGGUCUCCACUAUGAUGCAUUAGUGAUGUCUCCCGUUGAGGAUGCUCCUGAAGAGUUUGAUCAGACCAUAUUUGCGGUUCAGCCGAACAGAAGCAUUGGACCUGUGGAGAGGCUUGCUCUAAAUUUUGUGAAGGACCAGCAGAGGAAACGGAGUUACACUGACACUUCCAAGUUCACUCUGCGCUGUGGGGUAUGCCAAAUUGGAGUAGUUGGCCAAAAGGAGGCAGUUGAGCAUGCACAGGCCACUGGUCAUGUUAACUUUCAAGAGUAUAGAUGAUGCACACUACAUUGAUUUGAAAGAGAUACAGAUGUAUGUGCAGUGGUUGAUUUCAAUGACCUAAACUGAAUAAUUUCUGCAUGUGCCAAUUUCUGUUGUAAUAUUAUUAGCUUUUUCUCAAAUAAGUUUCAUUUAUUUUCCUUUA